AUGCAUGCUGUGGCGCUCAAGUCUCAUGGCCACAGCGUUGUGGUUCUUGAGAUGCGAACUGAACAGCAGCUACAAGCCCGAGCUGCAGGCUUGAGUCUAUGGUCAAACGCACAGAAAGUGUUCACAACAUACCUACCUGAUGUUGAGCUUGACGAUAUCGUUUUCCGCAACCCCGCAUUUCCAAUCCUUGACAAGGAUGGUAAGGUCUUGGUUGAAGUGCCGUUCACGGAAGACGUGCGCACCUCGUGCUGGGCUGGCCUUCACGGUCUGCUAUGGAUGGCCUGCGAGAAAGACGUCGAAGGACAUGGGCCUGUCAGCAUGCGCUGUGGAUACCAGGUAUGCGGGCUGACUGAGCAAGGUGACCAUCUCGUGGUGUCAUACAAAGGCGAAGAUGGCAUCGAGGAACAGAUGACGGCUGACAUGGUCGUGGCGGCCGAUGGUGCGCGAUCCCAUCUUCGUAGCCUUGUCCUUCCUGAUGUGAAGACCGAUUACGUUGGCUAUGUGGCGUGGCGAUCACAAUUCCCUGAAAAGGAUGCGCCCGAGGAGCUACGUUGUGCUAUAGAGGGCAAGAUGCCUCUUUGCAUGCUGGACGGGAGCUACAUAGUGGUCUAUCUAUCGCCUAGCACAAUCGGAGACAUGCGUCCUGGCAACCGUGUCAUCGAAUGGUGUUGGUAUGAUGCGUGCGACGCUUCGACGCCAGUCUUUGCGGAUUACAUGACCGACGUUAAUGGUGUCCGACAUAACGUCACCGUACCCGGGGAUUUGUUGCGCCCAGAUGUUUGGGAGGCUCAGCUUAAGCGAAGAGAUAAGGUGUUGUCUCCAAUGUGGAGGAAGAUCUUCCACGAGUCGAACCCGCCGCUUCUCACAGCCGUUCUGGCUGGGGAGAUGAGUCUGGGAGAAUGGGAAAAGAAAGUGGCUCAGCACGCUAUGGAGAAAGCGAUCGGAAGCAGGGCCACUGGAAUAUUUGGCAUGACGGGACAGUGGCCGGAAGGUUACACCGCAGAGUCUGCGGCGAAGUUCUCUGAGGAAGUGGCGGCUUGA
Alternaria triticimaculans is the source of this 1041-nucleotide messenger RNA. RefSeq lists its product as uncharacterized. Lineage: Eukaryota; Fungi; Ascomycota; Dothideomycetes; Pleosporales; Pleosporaceae. The record is from RefSeq and is a predicted model, not a curated record. The transcript is spliced from 3 exons. Bases 1 to 1041 code for a protein of 346 amino acids.